Molecule: messenger RNA, 2325 nt
Organism: Anoplophora glabripennis (Asian longhorned beetle)
Lineage: Eukaryota; Metazoa; Arthropoda; Insecta; Coleoptera; Cerambycidae
Gene: Ddx1
Product: ATP-dependent RNA helicase Ddx1
Exons: 13
Coding region: 1-2196 (731 amino acids)
Molecular function (GO): nucleic acid binding; protein binding; RNA helicase activity
Source: RefSeq, a predicted model, not a curated record
AUGACUGCUUUUGAGGAAUUCGGUGUCCUUCCGGAAAUUGCAAAAGCCAUAGAAGAGUUGGAAUGGACAUUACCCACGGAUAUCCAAGCCGAAGGAAUACCCUUGGUACUAGGAGGAGGAGAUGUCUUAAUGGCCGCAGAAACGGGAAGCGGUAAAACCGCCGCGUUCUGUUUGCCAAUUAUACAGAUUGUAUGGGAAACUUUGAAGGAUAUACAGUCGGGGAAAGCGGCAAAAGCUGCCGCGGAGAGCUGUUCUCCUCCGUGGACCAUGUCAAUAUUGGAUCGUGGUAACGCUUUAGCAGUUGCUCCUUGCGGCCUACGCGUUCAAUCUAGAGAACAGAAAGAAUGGCAUGGGGUCAGGUGCACUCGUGGCGUAAACAGUGGCAAAUGGGCAUUCGAAGCCACUGUAACCGAUGAAGGGUUAUGCAGAGUUGGCUGGUCUAGUCUUCAAGCGAAUUUAGAUCUUGGUACCGACAGAUUUGGUUUUGGAUUUGGGGGAACGGGUAAAAAAUCCAACAACAAACAAUUCGAUAACUACGGCGAGGCGUUCGGUAAAUGUGACGUGAUCACUUGUCUACUUGACGCGGAUAGUGGUGAGAUCAGAUUCUGUAAAAAUGGCGUGGAUCUAGGACGGGCUUUUACAGCCGACAAGAACUUGAUCAGAAACGGAAUGUUUCCAGCUGUCGUUUUAAAGAACGCAGAAAUGGAAUUCAAUUUCGGAAACAAGGAGUUCAAGCAUAGUUUACCGCAAGGCUAUCAGCCGAUAAAUUCAGCAUCUCACGAUCAAGUUGUAACAAAUUCGAACGGUCAAGGAGGUUCCGCCGGCAGUGCGCCUAAAAUUGCCAAUAACGCACCGCAAGCUAUUAUAAUCGAGCCAUCUAGGGAAUUAGCGGAACAAACGAGCAACCAAAUAAAAAAAUUCAAGAAGUAUUUGGAAGAUCCCACUAUUCGCGAAUUGCUGGUAAUCGGAGGAAUAAACGUCAAAGAACAAAUCUCGCAUUUACAAAAUAUCGGUGCCGACAUCAUCGUCGGCACACCUGGAAGAUUAGAAGACUUGAUUCAAGGAGGUUACUUGUCUCUGUCGAACUGUAGAUUCUUCGUGCUGGACGAGGCAGACGGUUUGUUGAAACAGGGCUACACGGAUCUGAUCGAGAGACUGCAUAAGCAGAUGCCGAAAAUAACGUCGGACGGGCGACGAUUGCAGAUGAUUGUUUGCAGUGCGACACUACACGCUUUUGAGGUUAAGAAAAUGGCGGAGAAACUUAUGUAUUUCCCGACCUGGGUGGACCUGAAAGGCGAGGACGCCGUUCCGGACACCGUACACCACGUCGUGGUGAACGUGGACCCGCAAAAAGAUAAGAGUUGGCACAACCUAAGACGGCACAUCCUGACAGACGGCGUGCACGCCCAGGACAACGUCCGCCCGGGCAACAACAGUCCCGAAACCAUGAGCGAAGCAGUGAAAUUGCUGAAAGGCGAGUACUGCAUAAGGGCGAUCGACGUUCACAACAUGGACAGGGCGAUCAUAUUCUGCCGCACCAAGGUAGACUGCGACAACUUGGAGAAGUACAUGAAGCAGUUGGACAGGAACAGGUACUCGUGCGUCUGCCUCCACGGAGACAGGAAGCCGAACGAGCGGAAAGCCAACCUGGAGCAGUUCAAGAAGGGAAGCGUCAAGUUUUUGGUUUGUACCGACGUGGCGGCUAGGGGGCUCGAUAUUACCGGAUUGCCGUUCAUGAUUAACGUAACUCUGCCCGACGAAAAAUCCAACUACGUGCAUAGAAUUGGUCGCGUGGGUCGAGCGGAGAGGAUGGGUUUAGCUAUUAGUUUAGUCAGUACCGUCCCGGAAAAGGUUUGGUACCACGGAGAGUGGUGCAAAACCAGAGGAAGGAACUGCUGGAACACCAACCUUACCGAUCAGAAAGGUUGCUGCAUUUGGUAUAACGAGCCGCAGUAUUUAGCGGACAUCGAGGAACACCUAAACGUGACGAUUCAACAGAUCGGGCCGGACAUACAAGUUCCCCACGACGAUUUCGACGGGAAAGUCGUGUACGGGCAGAAAAGGAAGGCGGCGGGUACCAACUACGAGACCCACACCGCGCAGAUGGUUCCGAUCGUGGCGGCUUUGUCGAGACUGGAAAGCGACGCGCAGUCGAUUUAUGUGAAGCGUUACUUAACGAAGUUGACCCGUGCUUAGAUUUGUUAAUUUUUUAUACUUAUUUAUGGCAUUUAUUGUAACUUUAUAGUCUCGUGUUCCGUUACUACAUUCUUAAUGCUAUUAUUAACUAAUUCAAAUGUACUGGAGGUGAAUAUAAAAAAAUGUGUA